AUGUCUCCUCCGACAUGCGGUGACUACACAAUCGCGUGGAUAUGCGCCUUGCCAGUAGAGGUAGCGGCGGCAAAGGCUAUUCUAGAUGAGAUUCACCAAUCCUUGCUUCAACCGUCUACUGAUCCAAAUGCUUACAUAUAUGGAACCAUAUCUGCUUCUACUUCCAUAUCUCAUCUUGCUUCGACCUUUCGAGCGAUCCAGUUCGUACUGAUGGUGGGGAUUGGAGGCGGUGUGCCAAGCAGAACCGAUGACAUUCAGUUGGGUGAUGUGGUGAUUAGCAAAUCAACCGGGAAGUAUAGUGGAGUGAUUCAAUACGAUCAUGGAAAGACUGUACAAGGCGGAUGCUUUGAACAAACCGGCAUGCUAAACCAUCCGCCACAAAGUCUUUUGACACGUAUUGCUCACCUCCAAGCUGAUCAGAUGGCGAAAAAAGAUAAUGGCAUUUUAACCAUCAUUCAGGAUGUCAUAAAACGAAAUCCUGAUAUGAAUGAAAGUUUUAUACCACCAGGUCAAGACACAGAUUCUCUCUUUCGAUCGUCAUAUCAACAUAUUGAUAAUGAUAAAGAAAAUAAAUGUGUCAAGUGUGAUAAACAGCAGUUAGUCCACCGACAUCCACGUAAUAGCAGGACACCUCAUAUCCACUAUGGAUUGAUCGCAUCUGGAGACCAGAUGAUGGAAGACUCUGAAACACGGGACCGUCUCACACAACAGUUAGGCAUUCUCUAUUUUAAAAUGGAAGCGGUGGGCCUCAUGAAUCAGCUUCCAACUCUCGUCAUCCGAGGAAUCUCCAACUAUUGCAAUUCCCAUAAACAUAAAGACUGGCAGAGAUAUGUGGCCUUGACAGUAGCUGUCUAUACAAAAUUGUUAUUAUCACUUGUACCUGUUCGUGAUACAAAUCUCGGCCUGCCAUCGAGCAAUAAAGUUGAAAUAGAAAAAUUAAAACAAUUAAUUACCAUGCAAGAUAGGCCUAGAAGGGUCGCAAUCACAGGUUUAGAAGAGGUCAGGAAGACCCAGAUGGAUCAAUAUAAGGAAAGCUCAAUUUUCUGGAUUCCAUGUACAAGUCAUGCAAUGAUCGAGCAAGCCUACUUGAAUAUCACGCAAACACUAGCCCUUCAUGACAUAAAACCAGCAGAGAGCGAACAAGGAUAUAUCUUGUUUACUACACAGAACCGAAAACUUGCUAUGAACCUUAUACCAUUUGAUAUUGUUCUAAUUCCAGAUGUAGAUUAA
Messenger RNA from Talaromyces proteolyticus, 1230 nucleotides. Its product is annotated as nucleoside phosphorylase domain-containing protein. The coding region runs from base 1 to 1230 and encodes 409 amino acids. NCBI's taxonomy places the organism in Eukaryota, Fungi, Ascomycota, Eurotiomycetes, Eurotiales, Trichocomaceae. Gene Ontology annotation, biological process: nucleoside metabolic process. The record is from RefSeq and is a predicted model, not a curated record. Gene Ontology annotation, molecular function: catalytic activity. The transcript has 5 exons.